UGCUACUUGUUACCUUACGGUCAGACUGUCGCAAAAUCAAUUUCUCUUUUUUUUUAUUCUAUUAUUACAAUAUAACUUCGAUUGUUGGUAUGAGCCAUAAUUUUUAGUAGUAACUAAAUUUUUAAUACGAAGAACAGACAUCCCAGAGUGAAAUUUCAAGUUUUGGAUAUUCGCUAGUGGCGAUUCGUACUAACUAAAAAGCGCGCGGCGGAAGCUCCAUCUUUUACAAGUUUCCUGUUUAGAACAAGCCGUUCCAGGACUUUCACACAAUGGCACCGAAGAGGGGUAAGGUUCAAAAAGAGGAGGUGCAGGUUUCCCUCGGACCUCAGGUCCGUGAAGGAGAAAAUGUUUUCGGAGUCGCUCACAUUUUCGCCAGCUUCAACGACACAUUCGUCCACGUUACCGAUCUUUCGGGCAGAGAAACUAUCGCCCGUGUCACUGGAGGAAUGAAAGUCAAGGCUGAUCGUGAUGAAGCUUCCCCGUAUGCCGCUAUGUUGGCUGCCCAGGAUGUCGCUGAAAAAUGCAAAUCCCUUGGAAUCACAGCUCUCCACAUCAAGCUUAGGGCUACUGGUGGAAACAAGACAAAGACGCCAGGACCUGGUGCACAGUCGGCACUCCGUGCUCUUGCCCGUUCAAACAUGAAGAUUGGACGUAUUGAGGACGUUACGCCGAUUCCCUCUGACUCGACGCGCAGGAAGGGAGGUCGUCGUGGUCGCAGGCUUUAAAUUAUGCUUAUGGUACGAUGUGGUGUUUAUUAUAUAACUAUAAUAAACGUUUAAAAAAAUUUCUUUUAUUCAA
Messenger RNA from Nasonia vitripennis (jewel wasp), 798 nucleotides. RefSeq names its product 40S ribosomal protein S14a (gene Rps14). Gene Ontology annotation, molecular function: mRNA 5'-UTR binding; small ribosomal subunit rRNA binding; structural constituent of ribosome. Gene Ontology annotation, biological process: ribosomal small subunit assembly; translation; maturation of SSU-rRNA from tricistronic rRNA transcript (SSU-rRNA, 5.8S rRNA, LSU-rRNA). The transcript has 4 exons. Gene Ontology annotation, cellular component: ribosome; cytosolic small ribosomal subunit. The coding region runs from base 270 to 725 and encodes 151 amino acids. The record is from RefSeq and is a predicted model, not a curated record. NCBI's taxonomy places the organism in Eukaryota, Metazoa, Arthropoda, Insecta, Hymenoptera, Pteromalidae.